GCCGUGCGCCGUGACUCCUCCGGCUGCAAUAAUAAUGGCGGCCCCCGGCUCUUCUCAGGCCCCGGUAUCGUUCGGGUUCAGCCGUGUCUCCAAACCGAAGCUCGUCGUCCCCAGCAGUAAGGAGGCGGAUGAUGGGGAAGAGAAGGAGUAUCUGCUGGCGGCGGAGGGGAAGGAGCUGCUGGGCACUAAACCAGUCGCCGAGACCAAACCUCUAGUGAUCCCUCUGAUCCAGAAGAACAGGUGGUCCCAGCUGAGCAAGGAGAAGGCCGAAAAUGGCGUCCCGCAGAAAGAGCUUGACCCGAUGCUGUCACAAGCCGUGCAGGAGCUUAUUGAAGAAUCUCGGAAGAAGGAGCAGGAAGAUUCUGAGGGGGACCAAACUGUCAGCAUACCCCUGCUCAUGCAAAACAGAGUACCCGAUGGCUAUGAAGAUGGGGACAAAGUAAAUGUGAGCCUGAGGCCAGAGCCUGCGGAGGCUGCAGACUAUGAAGUGGUGCCCGUGGAGCAUUAUGGGAUGGCCAUGCUGAGAGGGAUGGGCUGGAAGGAGGGAGAAGGCAUUGGAAAGACCUUCAAGCAGGAUGUGAAGCCAUUAGAGCAAAAGCUCCGUCCCAAGGGACUAGGACUAGGUGCGGACCGGUCUGCUAUCAGUGACCUCGAGCCCCAAAGACCCUGCAGACCCCCGAAACCAGGGGACAAACCAGCGGAGGAAGCAAAAGGCCUUGGUACGGGAAGCGCAGUGCUGAUACAGAGUGGCGCCCACAAAGAACUGUACGGGAAGGUGGAAGGCCUGGAUGCAGACAACUGCCGAGCAUUGGUAAAGCUGGCUAUUGGUGGAAAAGUUGUGACCAUUUCCCAAUUUGCAAUACGAUUGGUCAGCAGUGCAGAGUACAGCAAAUAUGCAAAGGAUCUUAGUCGGUUAAGUAAAGCAGAGCAACAGAAGGAGCGGCAUGAAGAUAAGGAGGAACAGCGGAGGGAACGCUCGCCAGACAGAGAGCAAAGAAGACGAGAUGACGAGGAGACCAGAGAGCAGAAAAAGAAUGGACACUCCAGCAGCCGAGACAAGAGACAUCGACCAAGGAGCCCGGACAGGGAGAAAGAGGAGAAGAAGAAGCAAAAACAGGAAGAACAGAGUUGGUUACAUCGCGACUUGAAGGUUCGGUUUAUAGACAAACGUUACAAAGGAGGAAAGUACUACAACUCCAAGAUGAUGGUAGAAGAUGUCUCUAGCCCCACAAUCUGCGUGUGUCGGACAGAAAACGGACGUAUCCUGGAAGAUAUAACACAGGACAUGUUGGAAACCGUCAUCCCUAAAGACGAGGGAGACCACGUGAUGGUGGUGCUGGGAAAACAUCGAGGGCAGGUGGGGAAGAUCCUACACAGGGAAAGGCAUAAGAGCCGAGCAUUGGUGCAGCUAGAAGAAGAAAGUGACGAUGCAGUCACCUUAAGCUAUGAUGUCAUUUGUCACUAUGUCGGGAUGCGUGAGGACUGACCACCGUAACCAUGGCAGAUGCACGUUUCGUACAUUCUGUCUAGGCUAUUGUAUUUUUUCAUUUUAUUUAAUACCUGUAAAUAAACUUUUUUUUUU
Bufo bufo (common toad) is the source of this 1582-nucleotide messenger RNA. It is a transcript of the gene GPKOW, whose product is annotated as G-patch domain and KOW motifs. The transcript has 11 exons. Bases 35 to 1486 code for a protein of 483 amino acids. NCBI's taxonomy places the organism in Eukaryota, Metazoa, Chordata, Amphibia, Anura, Bufonidae. Gene Ontology annotation, biological process: translation; mRNA splicing, via spliceosome. Gene Ontology annotation, cellular component: spliceosomal complex; ribosome. Gene Ontology annotation, molecular function: nucleic acid binding; structural constituent of ribosome. The record is from RefSeq and is a predicted model, not a curated record.